AUGCCAGAUCAGGAAACGUUUGAAAAUAUCUACAAGGAUCUCUCAAAGGAGAGUGGAAGAUGUCGUUUCGCAAAGGGUGGUAUGGGAUGGAAACCCGCUGGCGGCUCGACGUGGACCUUGAAUAGUAAUGAAUUUCAGGGUGCGACGUGCCACUGGUCUCGAGCCGCGAGGGGUUAUGAAUGCAAGAUUUAUCUGAAGCUGAAGAAUGAGAUUAUGCAACUUGAUGGAUUUGAGCAAACUGACUUCGACCGCCUGAAAGACAUCCUCAAACAUUCGUAUAAUGCCGUUCUCGAAAAUAGAGAACAUUCGUUGAAAGGUUGGAAUUGGGGGAAAGCCGAAUUUCACAAGAAGGAACUGUUCUUCAAUGUCAACAAUAAACCGGCCUUCGAAAUCCCGUUCGAUGAGAUCUCAAACUCGAAUCUGGCUGGAAAGGCUGAAGUUGCGAUUGAAUUCGCAGACAAGUCCGAUCUGGAGGCUAAUGCCAGUGGGAAGAAGAACAAGAAGGUUUUCGCCGGUGUCGAUCAGCUGAUGGAGAUGAGGUUCUAUAUUCCGGGAAUGCCAGAGAAGGGUGACGGUGAUGAUGAGGAUAAUGAGUCUAAGGCUGGAUCUGAAGACGAAGCCGACGACGAUGGUGAAGGAAAGAAAAAGAAGGAGGCAAGGACGGCCGCUGAGGUGUUUUAUGAUACGUUGGUUACAAAGGCAGAUAUCGGUGAUGUCGCUGGAGAUUCCUUUGCCAUCUUUCCAUCUAUUCUCUUCCUUACCCCUCGUGGUCGUUAUGAUGUCGAUAUGUACGAGGCAUCCUUCCGCCUUCGUGGCAAGACUUACGACUACAAGAUUCCCUACGAAAACGUCAAGAAAUUUUUCCUCCUCCCGAAACCUGGUGAUAUGCAUCAUCUCCUCGUCCUAGGUCUCGAACCCGCUCUCCAACAGGGUCAAACCAAAUACCCAUUCUUGGUUCUCCAAUUCCAACAAGACGAAGAGCUCACCUGUGACCUUAACAUCAGCGAGGCUGAUCUUGAAAACAAAUUCCAAAACCGCCUCCAAAUGCACUAUGAAAACUCAGCACAUCUUGUCCUUUCGUCGAUAUUUAAGGGCGUCACGGGGAAGAAGAUGACUACUCCUUCGAAAGAUUUCACUUCGUACAACCAACAGUAUGGUGUCAAGUGUUCAUUGAAAGCGAACGAGGGUAAUCUCUUCUUUCUCGAUAAGGCGCUCCUUUUUGUGCCCAAACCGGCUAUCUACGUUAGUUUUGACCAUGUGCAGUUUGUUACUCUCAGUCGAUUGGGUGGACAGGUUUCCGCGUCGCGUACAUUCGAUGUUACUGUCAAAAUGAGCUCCGGCAGCGAACACCAGUUCAACAAUAUCAACCGAGAGGAGCAGGCUUCGCUCGAAAACUUUUUCAAGGCUAGAGGGGUUAAGAUCAAGAAUGAUCUAGUGGAGGACACGAGCUUACUCCGUACCGCUUUGGACGAUGAAAUGGGUGAUGACGAUGACAUGGAGGUCUCCCGUGUCGACAGAGGCAGCGCUGAUGAGGAUGAUGAGAGUGUCGACGAGGAUUUCGAGGCAGAAUCAGAGAGUGAUGUUGCUGAGGAAUACGACUCUAAUCACGAAAGCAGCGGCAGCGGAUCUGAAGACGAGGCUGGCGGAGCUAACAAUGACGAUGAUGACGAUGAUGAUAUGGAAGUGGAUGAAGAAAGCGAGGAAGACCAGAGGCCGGUUAAGAAGAAGGCGAAGACGACCAAGUAA
Molecule: messenger RNA, 1746 nt
Organism: Orbilia oligospora ATCC 24927
Lineage: Eukaryota; Fungi; Ascomycota; Orbiliomycetes; Orbiliales; Orbiliaceae
Exons: 6
Coding region: 1-1746 (581 amino acids)
Cellular component (GO): nucleus; FACT complex
Molecular function (GO): nucleosome binding; histone binding; DNA binding
Source: RefSeq, a predicted model, not a curated record